Molecule: messenger RNA, 1451 nt
Organism: Rhodofomes roseus
Lineage: Eukaryota; Fungi; Basidiomycota; Agaricomycetes; Polyporales; Fomitopsidaceae
Product: protein-tyrosine phosphatase-like protein
Exons: 1
Coding region: 55-1251 (398 amino acids)
Biological process (GO): protein dephosphorylation
Molecular function (GO): protein tyrosine phosphatase activity
Source: RefSeq, a predicted model, not a curated record
ACUGGCUUUCGUUCCUUCCCUCCCGCCCUCUCCCUCCCCCCUCUGUUCUCAGGCAUGGUUUCGACACCCUCGUCUGCUCCCGAAUGGCUCAGGCACCCACUCUCGUCCCCCCACCUCGUAUCAGUCGUCCGUGCGCUAUCAGAGCGCGAGCGCGCCCGUACCAUCGCUCGGAACACAUCCCGCCAACGAUCCAACUCCAAGUCGCAGCGGAACCCAUAUACGCCCACACACAUCCUCGCCUCUCUCCUUAACAAACCCGAUCACGCCGAGCACUACUCCGUGUCCGUGGGCUCGAACCGCGACCUCCAGGAGUGCAACCGCUAUCUCGACAUCACGCCGUACGAUCGCACGCGCGUCGUGCUCUCGGGUCGCGGCGUCGAGCGCGGCAGCGCGCCGGACGGGCGGUAUCUGAACGCGAACUGGGUGCGCGAGCUCGCGGGCGGAAAGUGGUGGAUCGCGAGCCAGGCGCCGCUCCCAAACACCGCGCACGCGUUCCUCAGUGUCAUGCUCAGCCCGAUCGUGCACCCGAACGCGUCGCGCACGUCGAAGACGAGCCGCGUGCGCACGGUGGUGCAGCUCACGCAGAACGUCGAGAGCGGCAUGCGCAAGGCGCACGUCUACUUCCCCGACGCGGUGGGCAAGGAGUGGGUCGUCCCCCCGGAAGAAGGGCUCUCGACACCGCCAUUGAAAGUCACCCUUCGCCAGUCGUCGUACGUCGAGGACGCAAAGUGCGUGCUGAGCCGUGUGUCCGUCGAGCCUUCCGGCGGGCAGGCCACCAUCUUCCAGCAUUUAUUAUAUGCGUCCUGGCCGGACCAUGGCGUGCCCACUGACGAGGAUCGCGCGAGCCUGCUCCGCUUCACCCGUUUCGUGGACGAGGUAAAUCGCGAUCUGUCGUCGCAGUCCCUGCUACAGUCGCCUCCACCUCAAGAUGAGCUUGAUCCCGACCCCCCGAUCAUCGUCAAUUGCUCUGCAGGCAUCGGCCGGACAGGCUCGUUCAUCGCGCUCUCAUCUCUGUUGCGGAAGUUCGGCUUCCUCCCACCCCCUGCAUCGCCAUUAUCUCUCGAAGAUGGCGGAUGGAAGUUGACGCCAUCGCCACUAGGGCCACUGCCCGAGGAACUCCGCGAGGACCUCGUCGCGCAGGAGAUUGACAUGCUCAGAGAGCAGCGCCCGGGGAUGGUGCAGAGAGACAGCCAAGUAGCGUUCAUCUACGAGAUGUUGAUCGCUGCGUUCGCGGAGCAACAUGCUACCUAGUCGGUUGGCCGGUCUCUCGUUUUCCUGACGGGCUUGAGUCAUUGGACAGUACUUGCUAGAUCUAGCUAAUUAUCGUGUGACGGACUGUAGUGAUGUGAGCCAGGUGUACGAGUCUAAUUCAUGCAGUGAAUGAGGUAUACGUUCGUCGAGACCAAAUAUGACUAGCGCAUACAUGGGCAGCCACAGGAAGUCGUUGGGGG